Messenger RNA from Electrophorus electricus (electric eel), 2220 nucleotides. It is a transcript of the gene nfil3, whose product is annotated as nuclear factor, interleukin 3 regulated. Lineage: Eukaryota; Metazoa; Chordata; Actinopteri; Gymnotiformes; Gymnotidae. Gene Ontology annotation, cellular component: nucleus. Gene Ontology annotation, biological process: DNA-templated transcription; circadian rhythm; regulation of DNA-templated transcription. Gene Ontology annotation, molecular function: DNA-binding transcription factor activity; DNA binding. The record is from RefSeq and is a predicted model, not a curated record.
CAGUGACCUACUAACACAGAUCCAUGAGGCAGCAGUCACUCCGGGAGGAAAACGCAAAGGAGAAACAAGGAAAUAUUACCUCACAAUUAUUGGAAUUUUAUUGUUGCAGAUGAAACCAGUGUUGCUUUUUGUCUUUUAUAUACGCCGUUUCAUACUACGGACUAUAUGAUUGAGCUUGUGUUAAUUAAAGGUUAACAAGAAAUAAAUCCCUGCCUGGAAUUAUUAGCAGACACCAAUGACAUGUAUGGCACCGCUGUUGGUUUAUCAUGAAGAUGCAUCUGUUCAGCACAACUGAUAACUAAUGAGUUUAUGCAAUCUGGGCCACACUGUAAUAUGCAGGCCAUUAAGAAAGAGCCAUCAUAUGGUGGGGAGGAAGCCCUGGUCUUAGCCAUGGCUUUGCAGGGCACAGACAGGGACUUGAUCAAUCACAAGCUGUCGAGCCUGCCGUUCAAGGCUAAGACGGCCACAUGCCGUAGGAAGCGAGAGUUCAUCCCAGAGGAGAAGAAGGACACCCUGUACUGGGAGCGAAGGCGCAAGAAUAACGAGGCAGCCAAGCGCUCACGGGAGAAGAGGCGGCUCAAUGACAUGGUGCUGGAGAGCAAGCUGAUGGCGCUGGGAGAGGAGAAUGCAUCACUCAAGUCUGAGCUACUGUCUCUCAAGCUGAAGUUUGGUCUGGUGAGCUCGGCUGUCUAUGCUCAGGAAGUGCAAAAGAUCUCCACCUCUACCAGUGCCCUCUACCGGGACUUUGUGUCACCUGGCAGUGCCAAAGGCUCCUACCCAAGAGAGCUGGAGUCAUCGCGACUGGGUGGUAGCUGCAUAUCAGUCAUUAAACAGUCCCCGCACAGCUCCUUGUCAGAAGGAUCUGAUUCUGGCAUGGUGACGCAGGGUGGCCCACUAGUGAAUAUCUGCAGGACUCCCGAAAUCAUCAAGCAAGAACCUCUAGAAAGUAGCAGCUAUACCAAGGACCGAGCCAGUCCCUUUGAACUGUACAGAAAUUAUGUGAAUAGUCCUUUCCCUGGAGGCUACUCCCAACCCUCCCCAUUCCUGCAGAUCACCAGAUCAUCCAGCAACUCACCAAGGACCUCUGACGGAGACGAUGGAACCGUGAGUAAGUCAUCAGAUGGAGAGGAUGAACAGCAGGUACCCAAAGGUCCAGUGCCAUCCACUGCGGACCCAAGGAGUGUGAUAGUCUCUGCCCUCAAAGUGCCAGACUCCAAUGCCUCAGCUUUGCCCCACAAACUGCGCAUCAAAGCCCGGGCCAUCCAGAUCAAAGUGGAGGCCAUAGAUCCAGACUAUGACUCCCCAGGGAAGUCCUCUUGCCCCAUUGACAUGUCUGCAACGGGAUGCUACCAGAUGAGUCAGGGAUCUGCCACUGAGUACCAGUCCACACUAAGCCCACUGUCCCUGCAGGUAAAUAAUGUCCAGGACUGGAUCCACCAGCCAGAAUACUGGCACAAAGACCACAGGGAGGCUCCACCAAGUGGCUGCCAGAGCAGACUUUCCCCUGACCCAGCAGAGCCUUUGAAUAAAAAACUAAUUGUUGACAUUAAAGAGUCUGAGAACUUGUACUUGAAAAGGGGCAUUGCUGACCUGUCGGCAGAAGUGGCCUCCCUGAAAAGGAUGAUUGCAAGACGACAGGGGUCUGUUAUUGAGUCCACCAAAAGCACUACUGAACAUGACUCAGUAUCAAAAGGAUGUUACUCAAACUGAGGCUUCUCUGUUUGCACAACACCUGUUUUUCACUGUGUCUGCUACUGCACCACGCAGUUGAAAUGGUGUCUAAAAGCUGCGGUUCAUUGAGAUGAAUAGCGGUUUUGCGCACUUAGUGUUGUACUUUGGCGUGUUCUGUUGAUGACUCCUUCAAGUAGCCAGAAGCCAAAAUGUUAGGCUAUUACAUGCAAAGAUAAUGCUCUCUCAAAAUUUGUUGUACAUUGUAUGUUCUUUUUUGUUUACAAUAAAUAUAUGUAAGCACUGAAGCACCAUUUUGUCUUUUUCACCUUUCCAGGAUGUUUGAAAGAGUGUAUUGUACAAUGAAUCAUCUGAAGGUUUUGAAUGAACUGCAGCUCUAUACUGACAGUGCAUCUUUCAAAUUUUGUUUACCUUUGUCAUUUCUAUAUGGUUCACAGUUUUUACCCUGGAUUUUAUUUAAAUGAACUGUAGGUAGCAUUUUUCAUGUUGAGAAACUCAUGUUGAUAAACAAUAAAAUGAACAUUCAUGGAA